Messenger RNA from Acipenser ruthenus (sterlet), 926 nucleotides. RefSeq names its product protein dpy-30 homolog. Gene Ontology annotation, cellular component: Set1C/COMPASS complex. Lineage: Eukaryota; Metazoa; Chordata; Actinopteri; Acipenseriformes; Acipenseridae. Bases 129 to 443 code for a protein of 104 amino acids. The record is from RefSeq and is a predicted model, not a curated record. The transcript is spliced from 5 exons.
UGAAUAAAAAGCGCAAAAUCCAAAUGCAUUUUUAACGUUAUCAACUAACCAAUAGAAAACACGUUUAGAUCAACUAUGCUUGAUUGGUCGCUUUGUUUGCGUGCAGCGCGUAGAAACCGACAACAAACAUGGCGGACGAUCAUACUGAUGCUGAACAAAGCCUGGAAGGGCAUACACCAGUUGCAGAUAACCCACAUGCAGAAUACGGACUUACAGAAAAUGCACAGAGAAUAGUUGAAAAUGAGAAGACAAGUGCAGAAAAGGUCUCAAAACAGAAAGUGGAUCUCCAGUCCCUUCCCACACGUGCAUACCUGGACCAGACUGUUGUGCCCAUUCUUCUACAAGGACUCUCUGUGUUGUCAAAAGAAAGACCUCCAAAUCCCAUUGAAUUUCUAGCGGCAUACCUGCUGAAGAACAAGUCACAGUUUGAGGAUCGAAAUUAAUACCCUGGAGUGGACAUACACUGAUGCAUCACCAAGAAGAUCUAUAAUUCACGUAAAUGUCUUGUUUUUUCUUUUCUUUUCUUGAAAUACUCCCAUCUGGAUUGCUACAAAUAAUGUUGUUUUUAUUUUAUUUUUCAUUGCAGAAUAAAGUGUAAUUGAAUUUAAGAAAGAACAUUGUCAUUUUUCUGCAGUUGUAGAUGACAAGCAUUAGUUAUGGAGUUGCUUUUAUUGUCAAAAUAAAUCAGAAAACAAAGUAUCUGAAAAAUUCACAUAUUAAAAUAAACCAGUAUGAAUAACAGCAUAUUUCACAGACACAAUAGAAUACAUUCUUUCCUAUGAAAAUUCAAAGGACAAGGGUUUAUAGGGUUGGAUUUUUUUUUCAUGUGUAUAAAAUUCUGAGAAAUGCUGCUUUUUUUAAUUUGACCGCUGUCUUUAAACAAUAUCAUCAUUUAAUCUUAAUCAUAUCAUAAAAUACUAAACACA